CGGAAAGACAAUCCAGGACAUCCCCACCUAAUCGAAAGCAAAUAUGUCAUCAGAAGACUCUAAAGCUAUCGUCAAAGCUCUAGAGAGUGUUCUGACUCAAUUGAGCGAGCACCCUUACCCUCAUGUCCCCAGUCCUGAAGGCACCAGGAAACGAGCCAGCGUCGCUGCCAUAAUACGAGUCCGUCCGCCCUUUACCCCUGUUCCACCGUCACAUGGCUCAGUCAUUGCAGUAGAUCAGCCUGCCUCCCCUCCGUCGACGAUAAAAGACUUCUUCUCGCAAGAGUGGGUUCAGGAAGGUGACCCGGAACUCCUCUUCAUCAAACGCGCAGGACGCGCAGGAGAUAGAUGGUCAGGACACACGGCCCUCCCUGGCGGGAAGCGAGACCCGGAAGAUGCAGACGACCUAGCCGCGGCUAUCCGCGAGACAAGAGAAGAGAUAGGUCUAGACCUUGAAACGGCACAAUGCCUUCACACAGGAAAUCUACCGGAGAGGUUGGUGUCGACCUCUUGGGGGAAGGAGGUCCUGAUGGUCCUAUGCCCCUACAUCUUUCUCCUGACCGGUAAAACGGUCCCUGCGAUCCAACCGCAGCCGACCGAAGUAGCCUCAGUACACUGGGUGUCACUCCGGGCAUUACUAUCGCCUACAUUACGCACUAGAGAAUCUGUGGAUAUCUCGAGCAGAAUGGCUAAACAUGUUGGGCCUGUCAUCCACAAAUUGAUCCGCUGGACCAUGGGAAAGAUGAUGUUCAGCGCUGUCAGGCUUCUGCCCACAGAGUCAAUAUAUGCCAGUUCCAUCCCUGGCUUCAUACCGGCAGAGGGCGGUGAUCAUCUGUCAACUAUAUCCGGCUGGGCACAGGCACCAUUUGGAGUUCCUUCAUCCUCGCAGUCCUUAAGCUACCAACAACCCAUUUUGCUCUGGGGCUUGACUCUCGGUGUCUUGGCUGACUUCCUCGACAUGCUCCCGCCAUACAAUGCUGUCAAGCUGUGGAAAUACCCUACCUUUACCGUUCCGGACCUUCGCCUCCUAGUCUGGAUCAUGACUCGCUCCUUCAGAGAGAACUCGGCGGAGACGUUCUCUUCAGGAUCUUGGCCAAGUCAAAGGCGGCCGAGUCAGACAGCCAUGGAUGCAACAACGCAGGCGACAGCUAUACUUACUUCAGAACCUCCCAAUGUCACCGAGGCGGAACCCUUGGAGCUAGGAAAGCACAAGUCUUUCGACAAGAAUCGUGUCGGCAUUGGCGGCCUUGGGGUGGGGAAGGAUCCACACCAUGCGGUUGGCAAGCUACUACAUGGUUACUAUGAGCGUGUCAAUGUGGCGAUCGCUGUUUUCCUAACAUAUCGCGCGCUGGCUACAACAGGUUUUGCAAUUUGGGCGUACAAGCUCUGGAAGCGGCGGACUGGUGCAAAUUUGUGACCCGAUACCUAUGUUUGGCGCAGAGUACCACAUCUUGCUCAAUGUGUAAACGUCGCCACUUGCAUAAUGCACAUAGCGCUCGCCAUCGGCAUCGGAAUGGGGUUAUGGGUCGUUCAGGGCCUCUCGCUUUUAGACAGGGUCAUGUUGUCCAGCCAUUUCAGUGCACGGCCCUUUGGUGGCACGACUGAAGUGAUGUGGGGUUGUACUUGAAAGUGAUAGUGUACACAGGAGAGAUCUUCUCCAUUGUUCCGUUGAUGUCGUGUUUGAGUUCGAGUAAACUGGUGUGUGGGGCCCUGCCGCCGUAUGUCUUGGACGAUCGAUAAAGUACAUUCGUUACAUAUAGGGUGGACCUUGGUAGGAUCCAUGGCAAGAUGGACAGAUUUGACAGAAG
This is a messenger RNA of Exophiala xenobiotica, 1805 nucleotides long. RefSeq lists its product as uncharacterized. The transcript has a single exon. The record is from RefSeq and is a predicted model, not a curated record. Lineage: Eukaryota; Fungi; Ascomycota; Eurotiomycetes; Chaetothyriales; Herpotrichiellaceae. Bases 44 to 1414 code for a protein of 456 amino acids. Gene Ontology annotation, molecular function: coenzyme A diphosphatase activity.